Messenger RNA from Antechinus flavipes (yellow-footed antechinus), 4502 nucleotides. It is a transcript of the gene XNDC1N, whose product is annotated as XRCC1 N-terminal domain containing 1, N-terminal like. Gene Ontology annotation, biological process: manganese ion transport; single strand break repair; regulation of cytosolic calcium ion concentration. Gene Ontology annotation, cellular component: cation channel complex; membrane; nucleus. Bases 634 to 1887 code for a protein of 417 amino acids. Lineage: Eukaryota; Metazoa; Chordata; Mammalia; Dasyuromorphia; Dasyuridae. The transcript is spliced from 10 exons. Gene Ontology annotation, molecular function: damaged DNA binding; inositol 1,4,5 trisphosphate binding; store-operated calcium channel activity. The record is from RefSeq and is a predicted model, not a curated record.
AGAGGUGGGGGCCUCUAAGCAACCUCAAGGAGCUGUCAGCGUUUGAGGGAGCGUCGUCCAACUUCUCCUAGUGGACUAUCCUCGUAUCUCCCCGAGGGAACAUUCACGAAUCCUACGAAUAAUGUAAGCGAAGGUUUUGUUGAGGAAAAUUUUCCAUUUCUUUCUCUACAACUCUCCCCGAUUCCUCGGGAACCGGAUAGAGUUUUGAAGAAAGGACGCACUUGGGUGAUGCUCCCUUAGAGCGCGCUUACCUCGCACCCCCUCCUUCCCCCGCGACGCUACUCCUGGGGCUGAGAACUACAGGUCCCAGCAUGCACCGAAAUAUUGUGGUAUGGAAAGUUACCUAGGAGAAUUGUGCCUUUCCUCUCAAAGAGAGUAAAGAGCGCCUGCGCGAAGGCGGAACCUGGGGUUUGGAGGUCGGAGGUCAGAGUGUAUUUGUGGCGGGAACUAAGGCGCUCCGGCUGGAAACCUGGCUCUCCCCUGAAGCGAAGAGGCAAGGAGGGAAGGAAUGAGGCUGGAAAGAGACUGAAGGGACCAAGAAGAAGCUGAGAAGGCCAAUGUGGUGACAGGGUGUGCACAUAUCUUGAGAGAAAGGGCUUAUGGCUACCUUCUUUCUGUGACCUAUGUCUUCUCAUGGCUCCUGUGAAGAUCAGUCACGUGGUGUCGUUCUCCUCUCAGGACUCCAGGUACCCUGUGGAAAACCUGCUGGACUCAAAUGAACCAAUAAGACCUUGGCUCAGCUCCCCUCGGGACCACAGUGGGCAGCUCAAAGUGGAGCUACAACUAGAACGAGCUGUGCCCAUCAGUUAUAUUGAUGUGGGGAACUGUGGCUGCGCUUUCUUACAAGUGGAUGUGGGACGUUCCUCCUGGCCUCCAGGCAGGCCUUUUCUGACCUUGCUUCCCAUGGCCACACUGAUGUCACCUGCUGACUCUAAACUGGGAAAGAACCGUUCUGGGGUCCGCAUGUUUAAAGAUGGAGAUUUCCUGGCCCCAGCAGUAGAUGAGAGUUGGGAUAGGCUUCGAGUGACCUGCAGCCAGCCUUUCAGCCGUCAGCAGCCCUUUGGUCUCAUGUUCCUUCGUGUGCGUUCUUUGCUGGAAUCCAGAGAAGCCCCUGAGAGUCCUCAAGCACCUGACUACAGCCAGGUGGAGCCUUCUGUACAAGUGCCUGAAGCCAGCCCUUGGCUUGCCAGCCCUGCCAUCCGGAGAACAUUCUUCCCAGAUCCACAACCGAGCCAUGGACGAGUGACUGAGCUCAGAAACCGCCUACAGCAGCUGCAGCCUGGGGCUUUGGGGCGCUCAGCCCACAUGGUACUGUCUGCUGCCUGCCGGGCCCUUCCAUCUACCUCAAAGAGGUGUCACCAAGGAGAACCAUCAACCAACCACACAGACAGCCCAGAUGUCCCUGAAGCUGAGGAACUGGGGCCACGGGAGCAGAAUUCAGAGAAUGAAUCAAGGACAAAGAGACGGAAGCUACCAAACCCAAAGAGAAGGCCUCCAGCUGCUGCAGGUCCUCGGCAGUGCAGGAAGAUGAAGCCACGACGUCAACAGGCCCCCCAGCCACAAACGGGCAGUGACCCCAGUCCGGAGAGUGGACGGUGCCCCAUCUGUGCCGGGUCCUUCACCUUUAAAGACCUUCCCCUCCAUGCUGCCACCUGUGGAGAGAGCUCUCCGCCUCAUCCAGGCUCACCCUCUUCCUCAUCUUCCUCCUCAUUGUCCCCAUCUUGGACUCCAUCUUCAUUGCACCCUGAGCCCUCUCUGGAGAGCACACCACCACCCCCCUGGGUGCAGUGCCCCAUCUGCCAGUGCUAUUUCCCAGUGAGGGAGGUGGCAUGGCAUGCCAGCAGGUGUGGGGAACCCCCUGAGAGUUCUUGGAUGAGCCUGGACUAGACCUCGCCCCACAUGCUUUGAUUUCCUACACCCAGCCAUUCUGCUAAAUUCCAGGAAGGUGGAGGUACAAACUACAAGAUAAGCCCUUGAGUUUAGGGGUCCCAGCCCUCCCCCCACUUCCAUUUUUAUUUUACCCUUGGUUAUGGAAAAGCAUGAAAUGGCAGAACUUAAGGCCUGUGGGAUUGCUGAUAACAUUAGGCUCAGCUUCAUUAUUAUUCUGGGUUGCCAUGACAAUUGUUGCCAGGAUACUCCGCUCUCUGCCAACGUUCUGCCUCUCUCCCAGGGAAGUCAAUUUAGAUUAAUGGAUAAACAGACUUGGGCUAUGGUGUUCUGCCUCGUGCCCCCCUCCCCCCUGGUAGCAGGAAAGGAACUCAGCCUUGUUUGAAAUGAUUCUACAAUGCGGCAGAACAUGUACUGCAAUAUUAACCCUGCGUUUGCCAUGGGAGGCAAGGGAGGAGAAAACAGUGAAGAUGUUUUUUAUGCAAAAACUUCUGGUUCUCUGGGGAGCUGGCCAAGAUGCCUUUUAAUUAGUGGUCUGACUGUGUGACCUGAGUAACUCAUGAAACCUAUUGGAUCUCAGUUUGCUCAUUUUUAACUAAGGGAUUAUAAAAUCUGCACAUCUCAGUAUUGCAGGCUUUUUGCAGGUACCCUGCAAGUUAUGUCAUAGUCUGAAAACUGAUUUGUAAACAAUAGACAGUAAUCUUCACAAAGUAUUAGAGACAGACUUGGAGAAAGCUUCCCUCUUUUGCCUCCAGUAGCCUAAUGGGACAAGGGGAUGAUAGAAUAGAAAGAACUAUGAGGAGGAGAGACCCCACAAGGAGAAGCAGCAGCAGUGGGGAAUGGGCUCCCCUUCCCCUCCCUCAGGCCCAUACUGAGAUAAAAACAGCUGGACAUUGAGCCACAUGGGUGUCUCUAGGAAGGUCAACAUGCUGAAGCAAGUAUAGAAAAGAGCAACCAAGAUGCAGAGAGGCUUGGAAGUCUUCCCAUAUGAGCACUGGUUAAAGGCAAAACUAGGACCAAUGAUAGGAAGGUACAGAGAAAACAAGAUUCCAUUUAAUAAAAGGAAAAACAUUUUGAAAAUGGCAUUGUUUUCCUAAACUAAAAUGGAGUCUUUAAAGAUAUUGCAUUGCCCAUUACUAGUGGUCUUCCCAUAAAAGCUGAAUGACCACUUAUUGAGGAUUUGGGCACAAGUAGGAUUAAACAACCUCUAUGCUUGUGCUCAAAGGACCCAGCCAAGCUUCCUCCCAUCCUGCUGUUCUUCCCCAGUUGCUGUGCCAUGUUUGGCCUGCCCUCCUCUCCACCUCAAACUUGCUGUAAUACAUGUGUUUGAUCUCCAGGUCUCUGAGGGGCAAAGCUGGAGCAGAGAAUGGGGCGCAGCUGGUCUUGGCAGGGGGCAGGGCCCAGCCUAGGGCGGGGUCUGGGUGCAUAAGAAAGUGUUGGGCAUCCCAAAGGGAGCAAACAGAAAAAGAAGACCAGAAAGGUUUAAGCCAUGGAUUCUCUCACGGUAAGGAACUUUGCCACCGCCCCUUUCCAUGCCUUCAUUGAAGAUCUCAUGAAAUCUCAGCAUAGGGCCUGCUCUCCCAGAAAGAAAGUCAGCUACUAGACCAGAACUGAAAAUUUUUUGAUUAGAGAUUAGAGACCCUUUCAUCUUUUCAAUUUAGAGUUAGAGAGUGAAAAAACUAAGGACAAGAGGGGAUAUAGACUAGAAAUGUUGGAGUCUUGUCUGGGGGAAGGUAUUGGAGGGUUUGGAAAAGGACCCAGAGUAGCAAUCUCCAGAAGCUCUGGGCUACUGUAUACCUGUUUGUUUCAGCUUCAGGGAGGGUGCCUUGUACUGGGGGACUCAAGGGAUUCACUGGGGUAGAGGAGAAGCAGCUGGCAAGAAACAACAAAGUAGUUUCCCCACUAUUUCAACUUAUACUUGCUUGUCCCUAGAAAAGGGGCAGCUGCAGAGAUCAUUUCUGGCCUAGGCUCAUUCAGGGACUGGUGCCAGGAUUUAAAUUUUAACAGUGGAAGGCACCUUGGAGAGCAGAGCUUUGGAAGCCAGGAAUCUAAGCUCCUAGCCCAUUAUAUCAAGUAGCCAUCAAGGGAAGGAAGAGUUAGGCGGUCCUGUCAAUCUUUGUUCAUAGAACCUUCUGUAAUUUAGUUUAUCUCCCUCUCUUCCCAUGAGGCCCUUAGGUUGGGUUGAGUGUAAUACAGAGAUACAUAGAGCUGGGCAUGGUGGUGCAUACCUGUAACCUUGCCAAGGAUUCUGAGGCUGGUGGAUCUUGAACUUGUUAGUUCUGAAUAGCAGGUAUACUAUAUAGCAACACAGCAGGGCUAUGCUGUUGGGUGCUCCCACUCCACUAAGUUUGAUGCUAAUGUAGUGAUCCCUCAGGAGUUAGGGGGGAGGGAGCAUCAGGUUGCCUAAAGGAAAGCCUAGUUCAGAAAUAGGAGGUCAAAGCUUCUGGGUGGAUCACAAUGAAAUCAAGGGCUUCUGUAUGUGGCCCCUGAUUAAGAUAAGGAAACUUGGUCUUUAAAAAAAAAAAAAUUGUUUUUAAGCCACCAAAGUGCAUAGAGAGAUCUGAGCCCUGACUCAUAUCCUUUACAAAAUAAAACGUAAGAAGUCUUUAUUUAUA